AUGAAAGGAUGGCUUGAUAUGUAUAAGGUCACAUAAAAAGUGAAAAGAAAUAAUAAUUAGGUUGGACAAAUAUUUAACUUCGAAAAAAAUAAUUAUUUAAUAACUAAAAAAAUAGAUGAUCAUCUUGACUAUGAAUUUCCUUAGAACGAAUGUUUUAGUUUGGCUUAGUUGAUAGAAGCAAUGGUAUUUUGUAUUAUUAUGUUAAGAAAUGUAAUUGCAUAAAGAUUUAUAAAGGAUAGGUUUUAAUUAUCAUUUUAUAAGUGUUAAAGCAUCUUUAAUAAUUACAUUAAAUGAACUUAUCACAUGGAAGAUUAAAACCUUAAAACAUUGUUAUUUAAUUAAAAAAUGAAAAAGAUCAUAAAUUAUCAAUCGUAUAAUCACAAAUUUCAAUACAAUAAGUCUAUUUUAUAAAUUAUAGAAUCAUUGAUGAAGUAGAAUAUGAAAUUAAUUGCUCUUAAGAUGUAGAUGAUAUUAUUGGUUGUUGUAUUGAAUUAAUAAAAGCAUAUUCAAAAACUCUUUGUGAAUAACUGCAAUUUAUUGUUGAUAAUUUAAAUUAGUAUAAAAAUGACAAAAAGGAGAGAGAUAUAUAACAAUUAUUCUUCUUUCUCUAUUUACAAAUUAAAGAGUAUUUAAUACCGUUAUUUUAGUUGUGUCGAUUUAAGUAACUAAAAAGUAAAGACUGUUCGAAUCUCUCCUUCUAAUUUUUUUGGCUAAGUUAACAACAAUAUCUAAUGUUAUGAAGGAGAAGAGUAUGGUCUUUUAUCAAAAAGAUAGAGAAAUUAGACUAUUUUCAUUACAAAGUUUUUGAAAGUAAUUCAUUUUCAGCUCGUUGAUUGUGAAUUAUAAUUAUAAAAUGAUCCCAUAGAAAACGGAAUUGACUAAUUGGUUUCACAUUUUGAUGCGCAUUAAUUGAAAUAAGAAGAAUAUCAGAUCUUUACAAUUUUUGAAUCAAUCAUAAGAUAAUAAAUGAUGAAAAUAAUAUGGAAGAACUAUGGAGAAUUCUUAGAAUCUAACAAAUAGGAAAAUAAUGAAGAAAAAUUGGUUUAAAUAAUUAAAAUCAUGAAUUAAACAAAUAAAUAAAUCUUAAAUAAUCAUCUAAUUAUUUUUCUUAAAGAAUAUAAAAAUAUUAAAUAAUUGAAUGAUGAAAUAUAAAAAGAUAUCGACAAGUAUUAAAAGUUUGAUAUUACUUAUCAUGAAUAGAAAGCAAAAGAUCAAUUUAUUUUAGAACUAAAAGUUUAGGCAUAAAAUUAUGAUUUUAAUAAUAUUUAAGUAUUUAUUGACAACAUCAAAACUUAAGUUAAAUAAGAGUUACAUAAAUUUUACUAUCAAAUUUUAGAACAUAAAAGAAUAACCCAUGAUUUUAGUUGA
Messenger RNA from Paramecium octaurelia, 1368 nucleotides. NCBI's taxonomy places the organism in Eukaryota, Ciliophora, Oligohymenophorea, Peniculida, Parameciidae. The record is from the annotation of a GenBank genome assembly.